Messenger RNA from Spizellomyces punctatus DAOM BR117, 1032 nucleotides. RefSeq lists its product as uncharacterized. The record is from RefSeq and is a predicted model, not a curated record. Bases 184 to 945 code for a protein of 253 amino acids. NCBI's taxonomy places the organism in Eukaryota, Fungi, Chytridiomycota, Chytridiomycetes, Spizellomycetales, Spizellomycetaceae. The transcript has a single exon.
CACGUAUGAACAUAUUAUCGGUUGAUUUGCCACCCAUCGAAAUACCAUGGCCGAAUUUUGUUGGUAUAAUGCGGUAUCCACGGAUAUUUGUAAUCCGCAACUCUUGUUGCUAUAGAUGGACGGGCUUGGGCUUAAAGCAGAAACGCUUCAAUUUUCGGAAGGUCGUCACCAAUCCAACCUGCCAUGGACUUCACACCAGAGCACUUCCGAAUGUCAGGAGACCUCUCGAAACCCGUCCUCAAAAGCCGUGAAGUAAGCACAAAUCAGAAUGGCGCUGUAUUCACUACCAAUUACUCGAGUGGGAAAGUGGGCGCUUUAGCAUUAUUCGGAAUCAUCGCCGCAGCAGGUGUUGCCCUCGUUAUUGGCUUCUUCAUUGGAAGGAGAUUUUAUCGACAUCUCUCCCGAAAGCGACGACUACGUAAACUAGGAUUAAACGCACCACCUGAAAUGACUCUUACCCCCGCCACACCACUGACACGUUCAAUGGCCUCCCUUCGAUGGAUACUUCCUAAGCAGAAGAAGGACGCCAACAGGUUAUCCGUUGUGAUUGUCAAGCGAUCGCAAGUGAUCGAGGUUGGUGUGAUUGGAGCUGACGAUGAGGAUCGGGUUGCGAUGGGAAGCUUAGAAGACUUGAAUGCGGGAUGUCCAAUGCAUAACUUGCCAGGUGUUGGAGCGGAGAAUACUCACGAGAAUCACGAGAAUCAUGACACAACAGGUGGAUCUACCUCACUACCCGACGACUUCGCAAAUUCUUCACAUUUGAAUCCUGAAGUCUCCUCACAACCGGAACCGGAAUACCCACCACCAGUCUACAUUGAUGUUAAUCUUCCCCCCAUGAUUCUUGAAUUUCAGUUCGAAUCUCCGAGAAGUAGUCAUUCAAUACAGAGUGUAGAAGCGAGGGAUUCUGGAAAGGUCUUGGAUGGUCUUGAGUGGAAGAAAGAUUGAUGGUGAAUGUAUGUGAGAUAUAUUUAUUUAAGAUAAAUUGUAUAGAGCUAAUGAUUUGGUCAAACACGACAUCCGCGAUACUGGGAA